UUCAAUCCAUACCCAAGCAAGUUCAACCUCACACCUCAUCAACAUCGCUUUGUGGUAUGCACUGGGGCUGCGAAUUGCAUAGUGGAGCUAUCACGAGGACUCAUCUUAGACGAAUCGUUACAGCAUUCGACCGUUUACCUUACUUACCCUGUGGCUGGGAACCGCUAAGAACCCUUCAGUUUCCGCCGUCAACCGCCGGCGCGCAUCAUCCCGAGCUCCCCCGAGACUCCGGCUCUGAGAUCAAGCUCUCGUUGCUCCUGAACCUGAAACUCGUCGAGCCCAGGUAUGCUGCAGUGAAGCUUCUUCACUCCAAAUCGCCAUGCCGACGCCUUCAACCUACGCCCUGGUGUCUUUACCGCUGAGGGCGUUCGACACCGAUGAUGCCCUCUCUGCGCUGCGCGGAACCAUCACCUCAGACAACGGCUCCGUCCAACCCUUCACAAUACCCGAGUUCAAAAUCGGCACUCUCGAUGCACUGGUUCAGCAGGCCGAUGAUCUCACCAAGCUCGAGGCGGCAUGCCAGGGAGUGGUAUCUCGCGUCGCUGACUCGCUCAAGAACCUCCUCGAUGGUGAUGAGGACAAAGUUGCGCAGCACAAGACCGUCAACGAUAAGCCUACCGACCACUAUAUAACCCAUUUCAGUUGGAACAAGGUUAGGUACCGAGCGGAUAGGCCAUUGGGAGAGCUCAUAGACACAAUGCAAAAGGAGCUCGUCAACAUCGACAAUGACGUCAAGGGCAAGUUCACUCAGUACAACACGACCAAGUCAAACAUGGCGGCUUUGCAACGGAAACAGACAGGCAACCUUGCCACCAAGUCUUUGACCCCUAUCGUCAAGCCCUCACUUCUGGUACAAGACUCGGAGUACCUGGAAACACAUCUCAUCGCCGUGCCGUCGAUUGCAAAGAAGGACUUUCUCAAGAGCUACGAAACAAUUGCUCCAAUGGUUGUGCCCCGCUCGUCAAUUCAAGUGGCACAGGAUGACGAGUUUACUCUGUUCGCCGUGACAACGUUCAAGAAGACGGCAGCCGAGUUCCUCCAGAAGUGCCGAGAACAGAAGUGGACACCGCGCCAGUACAAAUACGUCGAGGGUGGACAGGAAGAGGAAAAGCGCGAGAUCGAGCGUAUCGCCAAGGAGGAGCGCAAGGUCUUCCACGAGGCCCUGCGCCUGGGCAGGACGGGUUGGAGCGAGAGCGUCAUGGUGUGGGCGCACGUGAUGGCUCUCCGGGUGUUUGUGGAAACGGUUCUGCGCUAUGGUUUGCCGCUGGAGUUUGUCUCUGCUCUAGUCAAGACAAGUCCCAAGCUGGUGAAGAAGGUCAAGACCUCGUUGGACAAGUCAUUCUCUUACCUUGGAGGGAACGCUUUUGGAAGAGACAAGCAAGGCAAGAUCAAGCAGGAUGAUGCCGCAUUGACGUCUGAGAUUGCGGCUGCGGGAGUCGGUUUUGGUGAAGGCAACGAGUACACACCUUAUGUGUACUACGAAUUCGAGCUACCUUAGCAGGGCCAUAUAUUGGCCACGCCUGACUAUUCACAUGACUAUAUACUUGAUCAAGGUCUGCAUACACGCAGCUUGUGCUAUUUUUUUUCGUAUCUUUUGCACUGUUAUCUUUAUCAGUAUCUAUCAGGCUAGGCUAUGAGGUUUGCAUCUCUAACUUGGAUACAUUUCAUCGGGCAAGCCGUUUUUUUUUUUUUUUUUUUCUCUUUUUCUGGCGGACCAAACUCAAGGGGUAGCCUUGAUUAGACCCUUCUCCUGCAGCCACUUGACAAUCUGAGCCA
This is a messenger RNA of Pyricularia grisea, 1776 nucleotides long. RefSeq lists its product as uncharacterized. Gene Ontology annotation, cellular component: vacuolar proton-transporting V-type ATPase, V1 domain. The coding region runs from base 320 to 1498 and encodes 392 amino acids. The transcript is spliced from 5 exons. Lineage: Eukaryota; Fungi; Ascomycota; Sordariomycetes; Magnaporthales; Pyriculariaceae. The record is from RefSeq and is a predicted model, not a curated record. Gene Ontology annotation, molecular function: proton-transporting ATPase activity, rotational mechanism. Gene Ontology annotation, biological process: proton transmembrane transport.